AUGAACAGAAACUUGAUGUACGGCUACUAUCACACUGAUUGUAAGUAUCUUAUUUAUGGAAGACAGUCUCCACUCGUUUAUGUGAAUGAUUUUUGUUUGGUAGUUUGGAGGCUAAUGGUGUGAUAAAAUUUGCUAGUGUUAGCGUUGCUCGCAGAUUGAAGACAGCUGACUCAUAGAUAAUUUUCGGUAAUUCUUAUUGCAGCUAAAGCAAUAAACGUAACUGAGUCUUCGGAAAAAAAUAAUAACAAACCUCGGAUGGUGAGUACCUCUAUCUUUCUGGUAUUUCUUAGUGUUUGUGCUCAAGUCAGUGUGCGAAUUGGCGUGUAGGUGUUGUUUUUAUCGAAUAAACAUAUAUUCUUUUACUUUAGUUCUUUCUCAAAUCUAUCCUAUUUCGUGAUGCAUAGUAAGAAAUAACCGAAGGUGUUUUUCCUUAUAAGAGCUUUCCUUGCAUUGUGGCUCAGUGCUGAAGUAUUCGUUUUAUUAAGAAACAGUUAAAACGUUAUCUCGCAUCUUGAAUAGAAGUUUCCUAAGCAGUUGAAGAAGUUUCCCUAAGCAGUUGGUACAGUUAAAAAAAAAAAAGUAGUUUCAUGUUUUUCUCUACGUCUUCUACUGAUAAGUCAUUAUUCACGACGGGUUAUUCCGUAGGACUGUCCAGUCUCAAAUGUUAAUGUGAAUGCACUAGACCUCUCAGUGACUAGCAUCUUAACUUCUCAGCACAUCGCCCUGAAUCACACAUACAAAGCAAUGAACACCAGUCAGAGAGGCUCAUGAUUGUUGAACAAAUUCUCCUUGUUAGAGCCUAUGAAAUGUAAAGAGAACAGUAUGGAGGAAACGCAUACUGAUUUUAAUGGUAAAGUGUACACUGGCAACAUUUAAAGCAUGCCUACCUACUGGUACAUCCUUUUUUAAUCAACUGUUAAAGGUUUACUGAGGAAAAGCCUGCUCUUCAUUUACUUUAAACACACUUUACCAAUUUUGCAAUCUAUAAAACUAGUUUUGCUGACAAUGACCUCAUCAGUUUUCUUGUCUUUCUUAUUUUGAUUUUUAAAAUUUUUUCUUUCAAAAUUAUUUUUGCAUUCUGCCUUUUCGCUUCAGUAAUCUCACAAUUUAUUUUCCCAUGUAUGAGCUGUUACUUAUUAGUGUAAAGCUAUUUAAAAUCUUCAGGGAGUAUUUAAUGAUGGAGUGCAGAAACAUCAAACAUUGCGUUUUUUAUUUUUAGGAGGUUGCCUGUAACUGUAACAGAUCUCCGGAAACAAUCCAGUGCAGGGGAUGUGGAAAGUCAUUUGUGGGAAGAAAAAGAAUUUUAUGCCAACAGCACCGCAACACAAUCCAUCUUAUGGACUUCAGCUUUUGCGUCUUCUGCAAACAGAGACUGGAAUGA
This is a messenger RNA of Pocillopora meandrina, 1381 nucleotides long. Lineage: Eukaryota; Metazoa; Cnidaria; Anthozoa; Scleractinia; Pocilloporidae. The record is from the annotation of a GenBank genome assembly.